Molecule: messenger RNA, 2533 nt
Organism: Humulus lupulus (European hop)
Lineage: Eukaryota; Viridiplantae; Streptophyta; Magnoliopsida; Rosales; Cannabaceae
Product: H/ACA ribonucleoprotein complex non-core subunit NAF1
Exons: 4
Coding region: 208-2274 (688 amino acids)
Biological process (GO): ribosome biogenesis; pseudouridine synthesis; box H/ACA snoRNP assembly
Cellular component (GO): sno(s)RNA-containing ribonucleoprotein complex
Molecular function (GO): RNA binding
Source: RefSeq, a predicted model, not a curated record
CCACGGCGGAGCUCAGAAGUUGUAUUGGUUCGCGCUCCUCAGUCCCCUCCCCUCCUCGCAGUGCUUCUCUUCCCUCCUCAGUACCCCCACGCCAGCCACUUUAGCAUCUCGGUCACGCCCACUCUCUCUCAAUCAGGUAGUUGGUCCUAUUCUUUAAGUGCAUCUUGGAGUGAUCAUCUCAAAGUUUUAUAGCCUUUGAUCAACAUUAUGUCAUUUACUGACUCAUUCCUUGAUUUUGACUCUAUAAAGGAUUGGUUUGACAACAUUUCAAACCCAGAUAUGGCUGAAGGAGCAAAGAUUAAGACUGGUGCUCUUGAAGCAGAUUCUUACGGAGAAAUUGACGUUCAAGGACCUGUUAUUGAUCAGUUUGACUCGAAUGUUGUUGGCUCCAAGCCAAUUGCUAUUGGUUCUGGGCCGAGUGACUGUGGGUCUCAAUUUGUUGUGAAGGUGGAAGAAAGGGAGUGUGAAAUGUCUGGAAGUGUAAAUUGUUUGAUUGAGGAGGUGAUGGGAAAGGUAAGUUUGGUGGGUGGGUCUGAAAACUCAGGAAUGGAUGAAAAUGUUGUAAAAAGUAAAAUAAUUAGUGAUGAUAUAAAGAGUGAAACAAUGGAGGAAAAUGGUAUGAAGAGUAAAAUAAUGAGUGACAAGGUUGAGAGUGAAAGUUCAGAGUCUGAGGUUGAAACUACAUCAUCAUAUUCUUCUUCCUCUUCCGGUUGCAGCUCUAGUGAAGAUGAUACUAGUGAUAAUGAUGUGGAAAAGGAAGAAGUAAAAGAAAAAGAAGAGAAAGAAAGUAUGAAGGUAAAGGUUGAGAGCAAGUUUAAUGAGGUAACUGAAGUAGAAGAGGGUGAAAUAAGGGAUGCUGAUGGACCAGACAUGGUUGGCCAGACUCGUGAUGAUGAUAAUAGUGAGGAUGAGGAUGAGGAUGACAAUGAUGAAGAGGCAAUGGUUACUUGGAGUGAUGUUGAUGUUGCUGAUGAAGAAGAAGAUGGUGAUGGUGCUUUGAAAGGACCCAUCAAGUCUAAGAAUGAGCUUGAGGUUCUCCCUUCAGUUCCUCCAGUGAAUGCUACCUUGCAACCACAUCAUCAGAUGUUGUCUGUGGGAGUUGUUUUAUCGAUAAUUGGUACCCAAGUUAUUGUGGAAGGGAUUGAGAAGCAUAGCCCUCUAAAUGAUGGUUCUAUUCUAUGGAUAACUGAAAGCAGAUGUCCAUUAGGGUUAGUGGAUGAAAUCUUUGGACCUGUCAAAAACCCAUACUAUGUGGUGAGAUACAAUUCAGAAAGUGAAGUUCCUGCUGGGGUGCAAACUGGCAGUUUAAUUUCUUUUGUUCCAGAGUUUGUUAGUCAUGUGCUUAACAACAAGGACGUUUACAAGAAGGGCUAUGAUGCGUCUGGUGCUAAUGAUGAAGAGGUGUAUGAUGAUGCAGAGUUUUCUGAUGAUGAGAAAGAGGCAGAGUUCAAGAGAAUGCAAAAAAUGUCGAAAAGAGGCAUGAACGACCAGAAACCUAUGAACAACAAGAAUGAUAAAAGGAAGGUUAAAAAUAGAGCUGAACCAUGGAAAAAUAGUAAACAUUCAUCCCCGCAAGCACCAACAGAUGCAGGUCAUGUACCACCCAAUCAACACCAGCAUCAUUUGUCCCCUCAUUUAGCACCGGUUGAUAAUGCCAAUAGUUCAACCUCUUUUACUGUAGGACAAGGUUUGAUUGGCGGGGCAGGUUUAAUUCCACAACUUCGACCUGCUGCACAGACUGCUUGUUUUAAUCCACCUUCAAAUGGAGUUUGGGGAAAUGGAAUGUCAUUUCAACAGCCACAAGGUGCUUUUUUCCCUGGUGGCUUUCCAGCUUAUGGUAUGCCAUGGCUUCCACAGAACUCUCAGCAAUAUCCAUUUCAGAUGGCAAUGCCAAACAUGUUUCCCCAGCAGGUGGAUCCCAGCCAGAGGUUACUUUCUGCUAAUUUGCUACCAGGUCAACAAUCAAAUACCUUAGCAGGAUCUGCAUACUCUCAGGGACUCGUGGGUCAAAAUGGAUACAACCAAAUGACAUUUGGAAUGGGUUUACAAGGUCAACCUUCUCAGCCAUUCUUAAAUCUUGGUCAGCAAGGAAUUAAUCCAAGCGGGUUACACAAUGGACAGAAUUGUAAUGUGCCACAAUCUGGAGGGAUUCCAGGAAACAACAAUGAAGCCUCUCAGCAGUUCAAUGUAGGUGCUUCUGGUCGUGGAAGAAAGCCAUUCCGUCGUGGGGGUGGUCGAUUUUCACAUGGAAGAGGUGGGAACCAAUCUAGAUAAAGUUAACAGCUGCUCUGCUGCGUGAUUUUGAUCUUAACUUAUAAUAGGCCUCUGAGUACAACUGCUGCAUUUUGAAAAUUGUUGUUUUUUCUGUAGGUCAAUAGUUUUUGUAGCCUAUAUUUAUAAUGCUAUGUUUUUAUGUUGCUACUUGUUAGUUCUGUAUAUGGUUGCUUAUAGAUUUCCCCAUACUCGAGGAUUUCAUCUCUACAUUUUCAUUUCUUGCAAAUUUGUUCCUAAUUUAUUUUGGUUGAGAUGGGUA